AUAAACAUAAUAGUAUAAUAUAUUUUGUUAUAUUAUUAUAGUUCUAUCGCCGAAAGCGCGUACUGUACACAGUUUGUUGUCACGCUGUCGUACAGACGGUCAGCUGUUUGUGCGGCGCCGUUCAGAAAAAUCGAACUUUCACCGACAGAGCACUAUACUAAACAUAUUAUAUAGUUUGCGUUCCACAUUGGACAUCAUGAACGCGGUUAAAAGCGGCAACAACGUUUUUGCGCUAUGCGUUUCGCUUCUGAUCUCUUUGAUAUUGUGUCCUGGUGCAGUUUUCGCAGUGUACCACAAUAAUUAUUAUCCUGCAGUUGUACACCACGGACACGCGGGAAAUAAAUCCGAUUCGAACACUUUGAGACUGGUCCACGCGGUGUUUAGGCACGGACAACGGACGCCGGCCGACACGUACCCCCUGGACCCGUACACAAAUUCGUCGUGGGAGCCAUUCGGGUGGGGCCAACUGACCAAUAAUGGUAAACGAAAACAAUACGAGCUCGGAAAAUUUAUCAGAAAGCGUUAUUCUGGAUUCUUGGAUGUUCUGUACUCUUCGAAAAAAGUCACGUUUAGGAGUACUGACGUGGACAGAACCAUAAUGAGCGCUCAGCUAGUCGCGUCUGCCAUGUACAAGCCAGUUGGUGUACAGCAAUGGAAUAGAUAUUUAGAAUGGCAACCCGUUCCGAUACAUUCAGAACCUCUGAAUGACGACCGAUUGUUGUUAGUGCGAAUAGACUGUCCCAGGUACCACGAAGAAAGACAAAAAAUAAUGAAUUCCACCGAAGUCCUCGAAGAGCUAAACACUUAUAGUGAUCUUUAUAGUUAUCUGUCCAACCACACUGGACUGACCAUUCGAGAUCCCGACGAUGUACAGUCGAUUUAUAGUACAUUAAAAGCUGAGUUGGACUACGGAGUUGCCCUUCCAAGUUGGACGGCCAAAGUAUAUCCAAUGAAAUUGGCCAAAGUGACAUCUAGAAGUUUCAUACUAAAUGCGUACAAUGAUGAAAUGAAAAAGCUCAAAGGAGGUCCGUUAUUAAAACAAAUACUGGAAAAUAGUAAAAAUAAAAUAAGCAAACAGUCCACACAUCAGUUGUAUGCCUACGCCGGUCACGAUUCAACUGUAUCCAAUCUUUUGAUUGCCUUAGGUGUAUGGGAUGAGCAGAUUCCCACGUAUAAUAUGUUGGCAUUACUAGAGCUACACGAAUCGAAGAAAGGAAAUUUCUACUUAAAGGUGUUUUUGCGCAACGAAUCAUCGACAGAACCUUAUCGUUUACAAAUACCUAAUUGUAAAGAAGAUUCGUGUACUCUGGAACACAUUUCGAACUUGACUGCGAACGUGAUACCGUUGAAUUUGAAUGAAGAAUGCAAGACUGAUAAUCCCGAAUUUUCGAAUUUAACAUUUAUUGUUAAAGGCCCAUAAAAUUAUCUUUAGAGAUGGAUUAACGGAUAAGAUUGCCCACUCUUAUACAGUUAUAUUUGUAUCAUUAGAUAUAUUUGAUUGGUAUUACCGGAUAUACGAUUAAUAUGUGAUUACUUUUUUAUUUAUUUAAUUUACACAACGAUUUAAUUUAUUUUCAUUUUUCAAGAAAAGCAAUGAAUACGUUUAUACGUGAGCCUCCUAUUUUUCCAUUCAACAAUGUUAUUUUAAUUCUGCCUGAGUUGUAUUACUGUCUGUGUAUGAAAUGAUCUCAAUUUCAUAAUUUUUAUAUUAAAAAAAAAUAUAUAUUUUAA
Molecule: messenger RNA, 1731 nt
Organism: Metopolophium dirhodum (rose-grain aphid)
Lineage: Eukaryota; Metazoa; Arthropoda; Insecta; Hemiptera; Aphididae
Product: prostatic acid phosphatase-like
Exons: 8
Coding region: 197-1420 (407 amino acids)
Biological process (GO): dephosphorylation
Molecular function (GO): phosphatase activity
Source: RefSeq, a predicted model, not a curated record